Molecule: messenger RNA, 1828 nt
Organism: Rhincodon typus (whale shark)
Lineage: Eukaryota; Metazoa; Chordata; Chondrichthyes; Orectolobiformes; Rhincodontidae
Product: sodium-coupled monocarboxylate transporter 1-like
Exons: 15
Coding region: 53-1828 (591 amino acids)
Biological process (GO): sodium ion transport; propanoate transmembrane transport
Cellular component (GO): membrane
Molecular function (GO): organic acid:sodium symporter activity
Source: RefSeq, a predicted model, not a curated record
ACUUGUAACAAACUGCAGAGAAGCCCUGAGCUAAGGGAAGGAGUUCUGAAGAAUGGCAGCACCUGUAACUUCUGGCAAUUUCAGUGCCUGGGACUAUGUAGUUUUUGCUGCAAUCUUGUUGAUCUCGGCUGUGGUGGGAAUCUAUCAUGCGGUGAUGGGAAGAGGACGGGAGUCACCUGAAGAUUUCCUUCUGGGAAGCCGGCAAAUGAGCUCCAUGCCAGUGGCUCUCAGCCUCACUGCCAGCUUCAUGUCUGCAGUGACAUUGCUGGGGGCCUCCUACGAUACAUAUCACUUUGGGGCUGUCAACAUCUACUUUGCCAUUUCUUACAUGUUUGUGGUGAUUCUCAGUGCCGAGGUCUUCCUGCCAAUCUUCUACAGGCUCGGUGUUACCAGCAGCUAUGAGUACCUGGAGCUGCGGUUUAACAGAUGGAUCCGUCUAUGUGGAACAAUAUUGUUUAUGACUCAAACAAUUUUAUACACAGGGAUUGUUAUUUAUGCUCCAGCAUUGGCAUUAAAUCAAGUGACAAAUUUCAACCUCUGGGGUUCUAUUAUUUCGACCGGAGUAGUCUGCACUUUCUACUGCACCCUGGGAGGUCUCAAAGCUGUUGUGUGGACAGAUGUGUUUCAGAUCGUCAUCAUGAUAAUUGGGCUUGUGGCAAUCAUUGUUCAAGCAAUAAUACUGAAAGGGAGCAUCAGUAAUGUACUGAAUACUGCUGAUCACGGGGGCAGACUAAACUUCUGGAAUUUCGACCCCAACCCGUUCCACCGACAUACCUUUUGGACGAUUGUAAUAGGAGGGACCUUCACAUGGACAGGGAUCUACGGAGUGAAUCAGGCCCAGGUUCAGAGAUACAUCUCUUGUAAGACAAGAACUCAAGCCAAAGCUGCACUCUACCUGAACCUGGUUGGACUGUGGAUUAUCCUUGCGUGCACAGUCCUGUCAGGAUUGGCAAUGUACUCUCUCUAUCACGAUUGUGAUCCAUGGACAUCUGGGAAGGUGAAAGCUCCAGAUCAGUUAAUGCCCUACAUGGUGCUGGACAUUCUGGGAGGCUACCCAGGGCUGCCAGGUCUCUUUGUGGCAUGUGCAUAUAGUGGGACAUUAAGCACAGUGUCAUCCAGCAUUAAUGCACUUGCUGCUGUGACAGUAGAAGAUCUCAUCAAGCCUUAUUUCACAACUCUUUCUGAGAAAAAGCUCGCUUGGAUUUCUGGGGCUAUGAGUCUGUUAUUUGGUGCAGUAUGUAUUGGGAUGGCUGGUUUGGCCUCACUGAUGGGAAGCCUUUUACAGGCAGCUCUCAGUAUUUUUGGAAUCAUUGGAGGACCGAUCUUGGGACUGUUCACUUUAGGCAUUCUGUUUCCCUGGGCCAAUUGCAUUGGUGGAAUUGUAGGACUCCUCACUGGGUUUGUGUUUGCUUUAUGGAUUGGAAUUGGAGCUCUGAUCCAGCCACCACCCUCUGAGGUAACAGUACCUCUGAACCUCAGCAUUGCUGGAUGUAAUGUCAGCCAGUCAAGGAACGAGACAUCAUGGGCAACCACCAUCCUUCUCACAACUCUAACCAACACGUCCAGCAAAGGCAGAGCUGAAGCAGUGAAAUCCUUGUAUUCCUUAUCCUACUUGUAUUUAAGCACCUUUGCAAUUUUAAUCGUUAUAAUCGUUGGUCUCAUCGUCAGCUUACUAACAGGAGGGAGAAAAUCUCAAGUUGACACGGACUUACUGCUGAACUGGACAGAUCUGAUGUGCUACUGUCCCAUGUCUUCCAGUGGUGGUAACUGUAGACCAAUCAAAUAUAAGGAAUAUGUUGACUUUUGUUUACAUAAAAGUACAGAAUGA